CAACAGUGCUAAUUAGAUACCCCAGUAGUAGUAAUAAUCAAAUUUUAUAUCAGGACUUUUAAAUAGGAGUGUUUGUUUCUUAUUUGCUAUUUUAUAUGUCUGUUAAUUGCAAUUUAUGAAAUAUAAGAAGUGCAAUAUAACAAUUGAACUUGUUUUAUAUCACUAACUCAUCUAGAUCUGGCCAUCUGAUAUUUUCUCAUACUUUAAUGUGGUUUUUAGCAUGAUUGUACUUGGGCAUAUCAUAUUUUAUUGGGGCCCUGCUUCAGAGAUGCGUGUGCCCUUUACUAAUACUAGUAAUCAUGCUGUCCGUCUGUCUGUCCACAAUUUUGUUUCUGAAGAUUAUUUCAGAAACCAAAAGACUAAUUAGGGCCCCGUAUCGGAGCCAAGGUGGAUCUCUGACUUUGACCCUGGCUCUUGAUGGAGGAGGUAUAUAAGCAAAUGAAAAUGGAUGUGCUGUUGAAUCAAAUGCUCCGUAUGUUGUGAAAAUUGAACCACAUUCCAAUGGACCAUUGUUUUGUGAACUUCAUUAUUAUCAAAGAGUAGCCAAAGCAGACAUGAUUGAAGCAUGGAAAACACAGAAGAAGCAAAAAUAUCUUGGAUCGCCAAAGUUUAUUGGGACUGGUUCCUACAUGCGUGACAACGUACAGUUCAGAUUCAUGGUCAUGGAGAGGUUUGGUUCAGAUUUACAAAAACUAUUUGAAGGAUCAGGGAAACACUUUGAUACACAUACAGUAUACUGCCUGGCACUGAGAAUGAUAGAUGCCUUGGAAUACAUACACCACAAUAGUUAUGUUCAUGCCGACAUAAAGGCUUCCAACAUUUUACUGGGCUUCAGAGGCGGCAAGCAACAACCUGAUGAGGUGUACCUUGUGGACUAUGGACUUGCUGUGAAAUACCAGAUAGAUGGAGUACACAAGGCAUAUAAAGAGGAUAAAAGGAAGGCUCACGAUGGAACCAUAGAGUUUACCAGUACCGAUGCUCACCUGGGAGUAGCACCAUCACGUCGAGGUGACAUGGAGAUAUUGGGUUUCUGUUUACUACAAUGGCUGUGUAGCCGUCUUCCUUGGGAAAACAAUCUAGCUAACAAAGACUAUGUAGCUGGGGAGAAGUUCAAAUACACCAAAAACAUUGCCAGUUUGAUGAAGGCAUGCUUCCCUGAUGGUGGCGUACCUGAUGAAGUACAAAAAUACUUUGAAAUGGUGAAGAAAUUGCAAUAUGAAGAAUGCCCCAACUAUGAAGGCAUGAGAACGUUAUUCAGAAAAGGCCUCAAAAGUCUGGGAGUGAAGGAUGAAUGGAAACUAGACUUACCACUUAGUGGACCUGUCUCACCAAAGAAAGCAGUAAAACGAAAAAGUACAGGACCUGCGGUGGGUGGUUCCAAACCUAAACAAAAAGCUGUGGCAAAAGCUACAUACUCUGUUAAGCAAAAGGAAUCCACACCCAAGAGGAAAACAGCAACUCCAAGCAGGAAAACCCCAGGGGUUCAGUCUCCAAGAGCUGUGACCUCUCCAAGAGCUGUGGCAUCUCUAAGAGCUGUGACCUCUCCAAGAGCUGCGGCAUCUCCCAGAGCUGUGACAUCUCCCAGGGGAAUUACUCCUGGCCGGCCUCGUAAAUCACCUAUAACUGCUGCAACGAGGAUGAAGUCACCAGUUGUAAUAAAUGGAGGAGCCAAAGGGGAUACCCCUGUUAAAAAAGCCAAGACAAAGCGCCGAGUGAAGAGAAGGAAAGUUGCCACAGUGGAUGUCAGCAUGCAAACCUCGCCACCAUGACAACCCACCAUGUGCAUCGUAACAUGUAAGGGAGGUAACUGGCUCAGUGAGGAGACCACUUCACCUUUAUAAAUGGCCCCGUUUAUACCUGCGGGAGGAAGACUGGGCCGGUCAGUGUGCGACUGCUGUGGUUUAUGUUCCAAAAGUAGAGGGACUAAAACACUGUGUAGAUCAGGUGCAGACAAAAGUCUGAAGGACUAAACAGUUCUUGUUGUUAGGUACAACUUUUUCACUGACCAGUUUUAUUGUUACAAUUGACCAACCAAGAAUAAAUGUUUUAGCUGAGGAAGUCUUAUACUGAAUACCGUACACAAACAGUUGUUAUUGCUAUAAAGGUAUCAGUGUAUUCUGUCGUAGGGAAUUGUUUGCAUUGUUACAUUGAAUAGAUCCUUGUUCUUUGUCAUAAGGAACUACAAUUGUUAUUAUACUGUAAUUUGAAUAGAUCUGUGGUUUUUCUAUCACAAGGAAUUGUGUUUGCAUUAUUACUUUGAUAAGAUUGAUGGUUUUUUAUCAUAAGGAAUUGUGUUUGUUAUUUUCCUUGUGUGCUAUUAGUAGUUCUAAUAUUAACAGAAUGCCAAUAAUCCAGGUUUUAUUGUCAGGUUCAAGGAUCUAAAUUGCUUCAAAUUUUAUACUUAGAAAUAGGAAAAGUAAAUAAUUGAUUUCAAUAUUAUAAAUUCAAAAUAAUAAAUACUUUCUUGAAGUUUCGUAUUAUCAAAGGCACUUGUUGAGUUUAAAUUUUAUGAAAUCAACAUUGAUUUAGCUUAUUGGUCCAUGGUGCAACAUCAGAAUUUCCAGCGACAAUACAACAGCUUAACUUGUUCAAUAAUUAUGGGGCCAUUUAAUUUAUAAAGUUUGAAUUAUAUCUACUGGAGGGACAUAGGGACAUGUGAAAGGGACCAUUUAUAAUAGCAGUCUACAACUGUAAUGUUGUCUUUUUAUUAAUUAUUAACAAAACCAACAAAGAAAUAAUGCAAUAAAUGAUGCAGUACUAGUACGGUAAGCUAUCUGUGUGAUGAUGAACAAGGCUUUAUUGAUGGUUCUAUCAAUUGUCUAUAAAUGUUUGAGAUCAAGAAAUAGUCACAAUUCUUUUACAUUCAAAUCAAAUUUUAAUGACAAAUAAAUAUCAAGAAGA
This is a messenger RNA of Mizuhopecten yessoensis (Yesso scallop), 2901 nucleotides long. RefSeq names its product serine/threonine-protein kinase VRK1-like. Bases 555 to 1769 code for a protein of 404 amino acids. The transcript is spliced from 11 exons. Gene Ontology annotation, cellular component: nucleus; cytoplasm. The record is from RefSeq and is a predicted model, not a curated record. Gene Ontology annotation, biological process: peptidyl-serine phosphorylation; signal transduction. Gene Ontology annotation, molecular function: protein serine/threonine kinase activity; ATP binding. NCBI's taxonomy places the organism in Eukaryota, Metazoa, Mollusca, Bivalvia, Pectinida, Pectinidae.